This is a messenger RNA of Prosopis cineraria, 2196 nucleotides long. Its product is annotated as MLO-like protein 2. The transcript is spliced from 15 exons. The record is from RefSeq and is a predicted model, not a curated record. Bases 248 to 1978 code for a protein of 576 amino acids. Gene Ontology annotation, cellular component: membrane. Lineage: Eukaryota; Viridiplantae; Streptophyta; Magnoliopsida; Fabales; Fabaceae. Gene Ontology annotation, biological process: defense response.
AAUUGUCAAUCUUCGUUCUCUCUCUCACUGUCAUUCAUUUUCCUCCUUUUAUUUAAACACAUAAACACAUAUAGAUAAAGUCUCCCAAGCCCCCUUUCCUAUCCGUUAAACCAAUCAUUUUCUCCUUCUCCUUCUCCUUCUCCUUCUUCAUUUAGCUUCUCAAAUUCUGAGUUGUGUGCGUAACAUAUAUAAGUAGCUUGUAAGACAGUGUGUGAGCAAGCAGAGAUCAGAACAGAGGCUUUGAAAAAUGGAUUCAGAAAAAGAGUACGAAAGAGAGUUGCAGGAAACAGCGACGUGGGCAGUGGCGGUGGUGUGCUUUGUGUUGCUGGCUAUUUCAAUCUUAAUCGAACAUAUCAUUCACGCUAUUGGAAAAUGGUUAGAGAAGAAGAACAAGCAUGCUCUUUAUGAAGCCCUUGAAAAGGUCAAAGAAGAGCUGAUGUUGCUGGGAUUCAUAUCGUUUUUGCUAACGGUGCUGCAAUAUCCCAUUUCGGGUCGUAUGUGCAUUUCAAGAGAAGUAGCCGACACGUGGAGGCCUUGUGCCGGCUCUUCUUAUGACAGCAAGGGCAAAUAUGUCAAAUCACUCAAAUUCUCCUCCGAUUCCACCCCUCGCCGUUCCCUCGCCGCUAAGGGUCCAAACGAAUGCGGAAAGGGUAGAGUUGGAUUUGUGUCUGCAUACGCCAUCCAUCAGCUACACAUUUUCAUAUUUGUGCUCGCAAUAUUUCACAUUCUUCAGUGCAUUAUUACCUUGGCUUUUGGCAGAUACAAGAUGAGAACUUGGAAGAAGUGGGAGGAUGAGACCAAAUCUUCUGAUUAUCAAUUCCAUAAUGAUCCAGAGAGGUUCAGGUUUACUAGAGACACAACAUUUGGACGAAGGCAUUUGAACAUAUGGAGUCAAUCAUCAAUUUCCUUAUGGAUUGUAAGCUUCUUCAGGCAGUUCUAUGGAUCCGUGACCAAGGUUGAUUACAUGGCACUUAGGCACGGUUUUAUCAUGGCACAUUUGGCUCCGGGAAGUGAAGUAAGGUUCGAUUUCCAGAAAUACAUCCAAAGGUCACUUGACGAAGACUUUAAGGUUGUCGUUGGAAUAAGCCCAACCUUAUGGAUCUUUGCAGUCUUGGUCUUGUUGACAAACACUUACGGAUGGUACCCUUAUUAUUGGAUUCCGUUCAUCCCAUUAAUCAUAAUUUUAGUGGUGGGUGCAAAGCUGCAAACGAUAAUCACACAGAUGGGUCUGAGGAUUGCAGAGAGAGGUGAUGUGGUGAAGGGGGCACCGGUGGUGGAGCCCGGCGACGAACUCUUCUGGUUCAAUCGCCCUCGCUUCCUCCUCAAUCUCAUGCAUUUCGUUCUCUUCCAGAAUGCAUUUCAACUCGCGUUUUUUGCUUACACUACAUAUGCAUUCGGCAUAAGGUCUUGCUUCCACAGAGAAAUUCAAAAUAUUGUGAUUAGGCUUGCAACAGGGGUCAUCAUACAAGUUCUUUGCAGCUACGUGACUUUGCCUCUUUAUGCUCUCGUCACCCAAAUGGGAUCAACGAUGAAACCCACAAUCUUCAACGGGAGAGUAGCAGCAGCACUGAAGAGCUGGUACCACUCAGCAAGAAGACAGGUGAAAGACUACAACAAGAACUCGGAAACAAACACGCCCUUAUCAAGUGCCCCGGCCACGCCCACCCACAGGAUGUCACCAGUUCAUCUUCUUCACAAGCACACGGGAGGACACAGUGACGCUGUCCCUACGUCUCCUACAGGAUUCUUACCCUCCAACUACGACCAUGAACAACGUUGGGACGUCGAAGAAGGUGCACCCUACCAUACAGUGGAUGGACGUGAGAUCCAGAUGAUUCCUACCUCCACGGAAUUGCCUCCAGCUGUGCCUGAUCCUAUAAGGACCCAACAUGAGAUUCAGCAUAGUACUGAAUUCUCGUUCAAGAACUCUCACAGGGCUAAAGAUCAAUUUCAUCAUCAGCAUCAUGGAUCUUAUUAGAUGACUUCAUUAUUACUGGGUUUCGUGCACUCACACACACGCUCACACAUAUAUAAUCAUCAAAGCCAAACAAAUAUGAUGUAUGCUCCAAGAAUGGGCUGUUAUAGCCUGUUACUUUCAUUUUUACUCCUUUUUUUAAAAACAAAUUGAUGCGUUAUGAUUUUGUACAACUUUUGUUUUUUGGCACGAGGAAAUGAAAGGGUAAAACAAAAAAAAGU